This is a messenger RNA of Phyllostomus hastatus (greater spear-nosed bat), 3588 nucleotides long. It is a transcript of the gene RSAD2, whose product is annotated as radical S-adenosyl methionine domain containing 2. The record is from RefSeq and is a predicted model, not a curated record. Gene Ontology annotation, molecular function: catalytic activity; 4 iron, 4 sulfur cluster binding. The coding region runs from base 16 to 1185 and encodes 389 amino acids. Gene Ontology annotation, cellular component: mitochondrion; lipid droplet; endoplasmic reticulum membrane. Lineage: Eukaryota; Metazoa; Chordata; Mammalia; Chiroptera; Phyllostomidae. The transcript is spliced from 6 exons. Gene Ontology annotation, biological process: positive regulation of immune response; defense response to virus.
UGGCACCCUGGCACCAUGUGGACCGUCAAGAUCCUGCUGGCGCUGGUGAGGCUGCUCUGGAAGGCCCUGUGCCUGCUGGUGGUCAGCCUGGUCCGCCUGCUCCUCUGGCUGGCGGGCAGCGACUGGGAACCGCAGUGGCUGCAGCGCAGGGACCGGGCCCGGCGGACCAGAGGGGACAAGAAGGACGACAGCAGCGGCGAGGACAGCAGCGAGGAGAGCAGCAACGAGGACAGCAGCGGCGACGAGGACAGCGGCGGCGGCGACGACAGCGGUGAAGACAGCAGCGAGGCCAGCGGCGAGGAGCGCCUGACCCCCACCAGCGUCAACUACCACUUCACCCGGCAGUGCAACUACAAGUGCGGCUUCUGCUUCCACACGGCCAAGACGUCCUUCGUGCUGCCUCUGGAGGAGGCCAAGAGGGGCCUGCGGCUGCUGAAGGAGGCGGGCAUGGAGAAGAUCAACUUCUCGGGCGGGGAGCCCUUCCUGCACGAGCGCGGCGAGUUCCUGGGCCGGCUGGUGAAGUUCUGCAAGCGGGAGCUGCGCCUGCCCAGCGUGAGCAUCGUCAGCAACGGGAGCCUGAUCCGCGAGCGCUGGUUCCAGAACUACGGCCGGUACCUGGACAUCCUGGCCAUCUCCUGCGACAGCUUCAACGAGGACGUGAACGUCAUCAUCGGCCGCGGGCAGGGCAAGAUAAACCACGUGGAGAACCUGCACAAGCUGCGGGGCUGGUGCCGGGAGUACCGCGUGGCCUUCAAGAUCAACUCGGUCAUCAACCGCUUCAACCUGGACGAGGACAUGACCGAGAACAUCAAGGCGCUGAACCCCGUCCGCUGGAAGGUGUUCCAGUGCCUGCUCAUCGAGGGCGAGAACGUGGGGGAGGGGGCGCUGCGCGAGGCCGAGAAGUUCGUCAUCACCAAGGAGGAGUUCCAAGGCUUCCUGGACCGCCACCGCGGGGUGGCCUGCAUGGUGCCCGAGUGCAACGACAAGAUGAAGGAUUCCUACCUGAUUCUGGAUGAGUAUAUGCGUUUCCUGAACUGCAGGGAGGGGCGCAAGGACCCCUCCAAGUCCAUCCUGGACGUGGGCGUGGAGGAGGCCAUCAAGUUCAGCGGCUUCGACGAGGAGGCGUUCCGCAAGCGCGGGGGGAAGUACGUGUGGAGCAAGGUGGACCUGCAGCUGGAUUGGUAGGGCUGGCGGGGAGCAGCCUCCCCCCGCCCCCCCCACAUGGGACCCCAGCUCAGGCUGCCAUCAUGUGCAGCGCCUCCUGCUGGCACGCGCCAGCGGUGCCCGCUGGGAUCUCCCAUUCUGCUUGAUAGCUGGUGACCUGCGGUCGCCGAUCGCGCGCUUGAGUAGCUGAAAUCCGUAGGUAGCGCAAGCCCAUUAGCUUCAGUUCAUCGCCUUAGUUUGGAGUUGAUUUUGUGAGCACUGUUUAUUGUGACCCCCGCACUUCCAUUUCUUUUUCCGGUGUGUUCAUUUCAUAGUCCGUUGUUUUCUGCCAAACAUUGCGGUGCCCGUUUCCACGUCUGCAAACAAUCACAGGUCGUUUCAGUUCGCUGUAACACUGUUCCGCCCCUGCCCGUGUGCUCUUGCCACCCGGGCCUCUCCUCCCACAAGUCCACGGUCGGUCGGUGUUUCCCAGGCCCGGAGAUGACCAUCUCGUCUGUCCUCAGGGACUACGCAGAAGGAUGGAGUGGCGGCCACCCACGCCACUCCAGCCCAGCCCACGGCCCACUCGAAUGCUCCUUGAAUGCGUGCUCUCUCUCUCUCUCUCGCUCUCCUUUUCUUUCCAAAAUUCCUAGCCCAACCAAGGUACGCUUUCCAUUUCAUGGUGAAGGGGACCAGGGGUCUCUGCUUGGGUGGUUGUGUGAGCCUGAUGUUCCAGCCGUGUGAGUCAGUCCAGCAGAAGCUCCGGAGUGGACGUGAGCCCACGGCCAGCGUGGACGAGGGUGUGAUGAGGAGCCCAGGCCAGCCUGGGCCUCCAGCCAGCGCAGCUUGGCUCCGGGUCACGUUUCUCAAGGAACUCCCAGCCGCUUGAAGUCAAACACGAUCUAGGUCAGGAUGACAGGGCCCCCGCCUCCCUUCCCCAGCCUCGGAGGAAAGCUGUCACUCGAACGGCGCCAGGGACCAACCCCUCCCCCAGCAGGAACGUCACACAUCGCAGGCAGCUUGUUUGUGUGACCGGGACGCGAUCUCGGGGCCUGUAAAGGAAUGACUUCCUGUCAUUCUUUCAAAGGGGCAAAAUCAUGGAAAAGGUUUUUUUUUCCCAAACAAAGGAAGAGCUAUUUUAACCCAGCUGCCACUCCACAGGGGGCGGCCGAGGGGGGCCCGUUGGCACAGGCCACUGGGCCGGAAAGUCCGCUUCCUGAUCUGUCUUCAAGACGCGGGUGUGGAAAGGUUUGGUUUCUCGUGUGUGUGAUUCUUUUUCCCUCAGAAAACAUAUUCCUACUCCGACUUUUAAGCCAUUCUCAUUCGCCCGAAGGGUUUCCGUCCCCCCUAGUCCGCGCACAUUUUCCGCUGUCUGGAUUGCUUGGGUCCGUUGUCUGGCCACAGAACAUGCCCACCAGCACGCACAACAGCUGCCGAGUCGGGGCCCGAAUGAGCGCCGGGGUGUUUAAGAAAAGAGAGAAAAAAGAAUGAGAGAAGUGUCCCCCCGCCCCCCCCCCGGGUUUUGAUGGUUUCCAAGUUACGAUGCUGCUGCUAUGGUCCGCACAAACAUGACGGAGUUUUUCUCCACUCAGCGCGUGUGCAUCUUGCUGACCUUCCCAGCGUUCCACGGGGGUGAGGGCAAAGGGAACGGGCAGGCGUGUGCACGCGUGUGCACACACACAAAGCCCCGCGUGGCACGGGGCGGGGGCUCCGCCAGCGUCCCCCGAAACGAAGCCGGAAUUCGCACCCCAGACCCUCUGACUUGGGGUGGACUCUCUCAAGCCGCACAGGACUGCGUUUCUCCUUCCCCGAAGGGAAACAGGAAACAAAACAGGUUAAGAAACACGCUGCAUAUCAGAAAUAAGCUACAGGACUCGAAUCCAUUUCCAGCUGCUAGCACCUCACCGCUCCCUUCCGGACACCCCGGCGGGAGGUUCAGGGCUGUUGUUGUGGUUCACAACAGUCCACGCUCACCUCUCCUGCUUGCCGUGCCGCAGUGCUCUUAUUUAAAUUAUGUAACGCUUGGCUUUGCUUCUUGCCGCUUUAAGUACGAGCAUCCAGUUUCAGGGAGUGCGCCCUUUUCAUCGGGAACGUGAAUGGUUGAUGUCUCCGAGGCGUCUCAUGGAAGGGUGAAGGGGCGAAUGUUUUCCGCGCUUUUAAUUGCUGCUUAAGUUGUGUUUUAAUAUUAUGGUUGACAUUGUAUCUUAGGAGCAUCAGACAGGAGUGACGAUAGCACACGGGCUCUGCGAGCACCGUCUGUUAGUCGGUGACGAGUGGUGAGAAACGCCCCUGCUCCCUCUCCCGGGGGAGCAGGGGUGAGACGGUUCGGCCGAGUGCCUGGGAGGGCUGAGGGGGCGGGGAACUGUGUGCACGUCGCUCUGUAUCUGAUGCUCUUGUACGUAGGUCUGACAUCUUGUAAGUUAUUCUAAUAUAUUAAAUAAAUUA